This is a messenger RNA of Cyclopterus lumpus (lumpfish), 2554 nucleotides long. It is a transcript of the gene arrb2b, whose product is annotated as arrestin, beta 2b. Gene Ontology annotation, molecular function: angiotensin receptor binding. The record is from RefSeq and is a predicted model, not a curated record. The transcript has 14 exons. Gene Ontology annotation, cellular component: cytoplasm. Bases 120 to 1343 code for a protein of 407 amino acids. NCBI's taxonomy places the organism in Eukaryota, Metazoa, Chordata, Actinopteri, Perciformes, Cyclopteridae. Gene Ontology annotation, biological process: signal transduction; G protein-coupled receptor internalization; positive regulation of ERK1 and ERK2 cascade.
CCCUAAACUGCGGAAACUGAAUUACUCCAAAAAGCAGCGGCAGCGGCAGCAGGACACGGGACCAGCACAGACCCCAGACCAGUACUAACGAGACCCACUGUCCACACAGUACCGAGGAGAUGGGGGACAAAGCGGGGACCAGAGUCUUUAAGAAGUCCAGCCCCAACUGCAAGCUCACAGUUUAUCUGGGGAAGCGAGACUUUGUUGAUCACUUAGACCACAUAGAUCCAGUUGACGGAGUGCUCCUCGUAGACCAAGAGUAUCUGAAAGAUCGAAAAGUGUUUGUGACUCUGACCUGUGCAUUCCGCUACGGCCGGGAGGACCUGGACGUCCUGGGCCUUUCCUUCCGCAAGGACCUGUAUGUCAGCACCUUCCAGGCCUUCCCUCCUCUGCAGGAGAAAAAGACACCUCCGAGCCGGCUGCAGGAGCGACUGCUGAAGAAGCUGGGUCAGCAUGCCUACCCCUUCCACUUCACUAUCCCCCAGAACCUGCCUUGCUCCGUUACCCUCCAGCCGGGCGCCGAGGACACGGGGAAGGCAUGCGGCGUGGACUAUGAGCUCCGAGCGUUCUGUGCUAAGACUGUGGAGGAGAAGAUCCACCAGAGGAACUCUGUGCAACUGGUGAUCCGGAAGGUCCAGUAUGCUCCAGAGAAGCCGGGUCCACAGCCGAUGAUGGAGACCAGUCGCAGCUUCCUGAUGUCCGACAGAUCUCUGCACCUUGAGGCCUCGCUAGAUAAGGAGCUGUACUACCACGGUGAGCCCAUCAGUGUCAACGUCCACGUCACCAACAACUCCACCAAGAGCGUGAAAAGGGUGAAGAUAUCCGUUCGUCAGUAUGCCGACAUCUGUCUGUUCUCCACGGCCCAAUACAAGUGUCCAGUGGCCCAGGUGGAAGCAGAUGACCAGGUCUCUCCGAGCUCCACCUCCUGCCAGGUCUACACUCUGACCCCCAUGCUGGGUACCAACAGGGAAAAGAGAGGCCUGGCCCUGGAUGGAAAGCUGAAGCAUGAAGACACCAACCUUGCAUCCAGCACCAUAGUGAAAGAAGGGACCAACAAGGAGAUGAUGGGGAUCCUGGUUUCCUACAGAGUCAAAGUUAAACUGGUGGUGUCUCGUGGAGGUGAUGUAGCCGUGGAACUUCCCUUUGUCCUGAUGCAUCCCAAACCUUCAGACCAAUCCAGCUCCCAACCACAGCCAGUCGCUCCAGAGGCUGAUGCUCCUGUGGAUACAAACCUCAUAGAGUUUGAGAUGAACACUUCGUCUCAGGCCGAUGACUUUGUGUUUGAAGACUUUGCUCGCCUGGGGCUAACCGGGAUGAGGGAUGAGGGCGACCCCUUUUGUUAGCAGGUGUACCUGUCUGUGUGGACCAUACAGGACGCCUCAACCCUCCAGAACCCAAGAAGGAGAACAUGUGAAGACAGCUUGCUGAGUUCGGUCACGUUCUAAAUGUACCAUUUAUUCUGUGUAGUCUACUAGAUGUUUCUCAUACUGGUUGAAUGUUCGUAUAAAAAUAGGAGACAGUCGGACUUUCACUAAGUGCAGUGAGAUAUCUUUGCAGGAAGUGCUGCUGCUUGAGUUUUUCUGCUGAUAUCAGUUUUAUACACGCUGCUGUGAUUCAGGAAUUAUAAUUCUAACAACUUUAAACAAAGGUAUAAAAGUGGUAUUUUUAUAUUGACAAUAGGUCAGCUGUUGUCUUCAGGGAAACCUCCAACUUUUACUGCUUCCAAUUGAUUUAUCCUUCGCCUCAUUAUAAUUAAAAAAAUUAAAAAAACAUUUGGAGCAACGAGAGCAAGGGGGUAUAGGUCAAUAAACAGGAAUGAUUUUAUUUUUAUAGUUAUAUUUCGUAUUUUGUGGAAUAUCUAUGGGGUGAACUAACAGAGAUUUAAACUGAUUGAACAGCCAGAGGGUUGUUUCAAUCAGAUCAACAGUGGUGGAAUGUAAGUACAUUUACUCAAGUACUGUUUGAUAUACUUGAUAAAUACGUACGUUACCCUUUUAAGUAACAUUUUCCAUCCAGGACUUUUACUUGUAAUGGAGUAUUUUUAAAGGAUCUACUUCUUCCACUACUGGAGAUCAGCUCUUCUUUAGUGCACCUGUACACAAUAUGCUAUCAUCAGUGCUAGUGAUAAAGUUACUGUUUUUUCUUGUCAGUGCUCUCUGUUGGACAAAGUGUGUAAUAGCGACACUGUUUCUACACAAGCUCUUCAUUUCUCAACCAUUAUGGACAAUAUAUAAACAGACAGUGAUAUCUGAGCUAAUAUCUGCCUGCCACCAAAUCAUCUGGGCUGUAAUAUUUAUCUAGUGUGUAGUUAGAACAGUAUUUCCCGUGGAAGUCUCUCUAGACAGAAAAUGCAUGAUUUUAAUUGAAGAUUACUUUGUUCUUCUUUUUUGACAUGAAUACUUAAAUGUGUAAGUGAAAGACACCACAGCUCUAAUCAUUCCAACCAAACCUGAGAUUGAUAAAACACUUCACGUCAUUUGAAGAACAUAUUACAAGAUACUCUUAUUGGAAUUAUAUUAUUUUACUCAAUAAAAUGUACAAAUAAUCAGUCAAA